Mytilinidion resinicola is the source of this 2122-nucleotide messenger RNA. RefSeq lists its product as uncharacterized. Gene Ontology annotation, molecular function: TBP-class protein binding; DNA binding; protein heterodimerization activity. Gene Ontology annotation, cellular component: SLIK (SAGA-like) complex; transcription factor TFIID complex; SAGA complex. Lineage: Eukaryota; Fungi; Ascomycota; Dothideomycetes; Mytilinidiales; Mytilinidiaceae. The coding region runs from base 192 to 2042 and encodes 616 amino acids. The transcript has 2 exons. The record is from RefSeq and is a predicted model, not a curated record. Gene Ontology annotation, biological process: DNA-templated transcription initiation; RNA polymerase II preinitiation complex assembly.
CCUGCAUUCACACCAACAUCACCCUCUACGCCAUCGCUCCCUCGAAGUGCCCCAUCGUUGUUACCCCCUUUUCUGCUGGCUAGAACUGACGCGCGCAUUCCGUUUGGUCGCCCCGUGGGUCGGCCUGUCGACAAACGCAGCUUCCCGUGGGAACAACAGAGUCUGGAAGUCGGAUCAGAACAAACGCAACCAUGAGCAAUCCAGGCCAACAAUCCCAAGGCCCACAGGGCACGCCGCAGCAGAAUCCGCAACUCCUGAAACCAGAGGAUGUAUUAAAGCUCACCUGCCUGAACGACGAGCAGAAGACCAAGUACAGGCCUGCCGUCGCCAGCCUGUGGGCCAUGAUACAGGGCAAGCCGAAAGACUCGCCAGAACGCAUAUCCGCCCACACCAAGCUCGCCGAGUGGUCGCAGAAGCUGAUCGGUCAGGAGCGACUCCAACGACAGAAGGUCGCCGCAGCCCAGGCGGCAAACAGGCCCCAGAGCCAGCCAAACCAGCCCGGACAGCAGCCUCCGCAAGGCCAGACGAUGAAUCAACCCCGACCGCAGAUACAGAACACCCCAUCGCAGCCAGCGCAAGGCGGCCAGCAACGGCCACAGGUGGAUCCUGGCAUCUUGAAGCAUGUCCAGGACUUUCCCUACCACCUGCCCCCUGGCGGGCCUCUCCUGGGCACACCUGAGGGCGAUGCGAAGGUGAAGGAGUUUAAGAAUAACUACAUUGUGGCGUUGACCAGGCAGGAAAAGGCGAAGACGGCGAGUGCACGUAUUAUACAGGCAAUGGAGGACCGGAGGAAGAGCGGGCAGGAUGUAUCGCCAGAGCUGAUUCAACGAAAGGCGGCCGCGGAGCAAGAGUACAACUCGGGAAAGCAGUUCAUAGAUGAGUUUCGCAAAAAGCAAAGCCUGUGGAAGCAGCAGACAGAGCAGCAGCAGCAGCAGCAGCAGCAGCAACGGGCCCAGCAGACGCAGCAGCAGCAACAGCAGUCGCAUAACCAACAGAGCUUCCCUCAAGUGAAGAGCGAAGCGCCCAUCAAGACGGAGGGAGGCAACACAGCUCCAGGCGGACAGCAAUUCACCAACAUGCAAAUGGGCGGUCAACCGGGCACGCAGCAACCAAACUCGCAGGGGCCAGCACACAAUCCGAACGCCGCUCGAAACUCAAUGUCUUCAGGACCACAGCAACCCGGUCAGCUUCCUUUCACUCCCCAGUCUGCACAGGGACAAAAUCCGUCGGGCCAGAUGAAUCAGCAGCACAACAACAUAAACGCACAGCGCCCACAGAUCAACCCCGCGCAAGCCAACGCCCAUGCACAACAGCAGCAGCAGCAAAACUCACCUCACCCACAGUCCGCAACCGGUAACAACCUCACUGGCCCGCCUGUCCCUCUCUCUCACCGAGACGCGGUCGGCCUCGCCCAGCGCUCUUACUCACAAGGUGACGCCAACCGCAAUUCCACGCCGCAGCAGAUGCCGACUAGCGCAGGAGGUUAUCACAGCAUCCCGAAUCGCGACCAGAUGAACAACACCAAGAUGCCCAUCCCCAAAACGCUCAACGUAGCGCAGCCGCAACCCGUCUCCAUGGGCCCCGCCAGACCUACUAUGGGCGGACCCGGCAACGGCGCGCCGGGUAUGAUGGGCCAGCCCGUCAUGCAGAAGAUGCCGACAUUCCAACUUGAGGGUGAAGGUGAUCGCGUGCUCAGCAAGCGCAAGUUGGACGAGCUCGUGCGGCAGGUCACUGGUGGUGGUGAAGGGCCGGGCGGGGAGUCACUAACUCCCGAAGUUGAAGAGGCAAUGCUCCAACUUGCGGACGACUUUGUCGACUCGGUCAUCAGCUCAGCGUGCAAGCUCAGCAAGCUGCGCGAGUCGCCACAGCUGGACAUCCGCGACCUCCAGCUUAUCCUCGAACGCAACUACAACAUCCGCAUUCCUGGCUACGCGUCCGACGAGAUCCGCACCGUGAAGAAGCUGCACCCAGCACAGGGAUGGACGGCGAAGAUGAACGCCGUUCAGGCAGCUAAAGUCAUGGGUGGGAAAACUGACAUCUAGUACUUGAUUUACGGUUUUCCCAAAUGUGUACUGACUUUUCACUUUGUCGUAGUGGCUGAUCAACGCGCCAAAGAAGAACG